Messenger RNA from Poecilia latipinna (sailfin molly), 2844 nucleotides. Its product is annotated as hydroxycarboxylic acid receptor 2-like. Gene Ontology annotation, cellular component: membrane. Gene Ontology annotation, biological process: G protein-coupled receptor signaling pathway. The transcript is spliced from 3 exons. The record is from RefSeq and is a predicted model, not a curated record. Bases 116 to 1165 code for a protein of 349 amino acids. Gene Ontology annotation, molecular function: G protein-coupled receptor activity. Lineage: Eukaryota; Metazoa; Chordata; Actinopteri; Cyprinodontiformes; Poeciliidae.
CCUGGAUCUGUGAAAGGAGCUUUUGAAUUUGUUGUUUGAGAAGGAAGAGAGGAAAAUCUGGAGUGACAGACUGUGGCAGAGUGAAGACGAAGGAUUCAGUUUGAGAUUCAUCAAAAUGUAUAAUAUUACUAAUAAUAAUACUAAUUUGACAGAAGACCCCUGCUUUACACCGAAUCAAGACACUUACCAAGCCCUCUCCUACGUGAUGAUGGUGGAGUUCAUUCUGGGACUUCCGCUCAACCUCUCAGUGCUCUACAUCUUCAUCUUCAGGUAUAAAUUCUGGAAGAAUAACAGCGUGUUCCUCUUCAACAUUGUGGUCGCUGAUUUUUUGUUGGUGGCCUGUCUUCCUGUUAAAAUUCACCACUAUCAGCACAGUCUGAGGCGCAGCAAGAAUGAUGCUAUUUGCCGUCUGAUGCACUUCAUGCUGUUCCUCAAUCGAGGGGCCAGCAUCGGCUUCCUCAUCACUCUGUCCCUGGACCGCUACUUCAGCGUCGUCCAUCUUGGGAAGAGAAAUUGUGUGAAGGUGCUUAAGAAGUCUCCACUGAUCUCUGUGCUUAUAUGGGUGUUCUUACUGCCGCUCACCAUUCCCACGAUGCUCAACAAAUUCGAUUGCUGCAACAGCUUUGGCCGAAAUAACACCACGACUCUAGAAAUGUUGGUGGAUGCUUUCAGAGAGACUGUCUUCUUCUCGCAAAUCAUCAUCCCCUUCAUCAUCCUCAUUUACUGCACAACUUGCAUCAUCAAUCGGCUGAAGAGGAAAUCAAUUGGGGAAAAGGCCAAACUGAGGAGAGCCGUGUUCGCCGUCCUGUCUGUCGCCAUUGUCUUCUCCAUCUGCUUCCUGCCGUGCAUGAUGGCUCGGCUGGCGCUGCUGAUCGUGAGGCUGAAACAAUGUCAGGAGAUGGAGGAUAAGGUGGUCCAGGUAUACGACGCCCUCAUGGUUUUGUCCUACGCCGACUGCUUGUUGGACCCACUGGUUUACUGCUUCUGCAACUCAGGCUUUAAGGUAGCUUACAUCUCCACUUUCUUCCCACCAUACCUGAGGAAGAAACUGCUGAAGUCUCCCUUGACCACACCAAUGGCCACAACAACAGGAACUACAGGAACUACAACGACAACUGUAGUCCCAGGGGCUAAACUGAUUUCAUUGCAAAUGAUGGAAAAAUGACUAUUAGUCAAUCUUUCUGGUUUAAAUGUAGCUAUCAUAAAAACUUGACAACUACUGCUCCACCUGUAAAGGUAUCUUCUCAGGAACAAAGCCUUAAAAGUUUCCUAUUAUUCUUCAUUGAAAAUGUUAGGAUAGGUACAUGGGAUAUAGAAAAUAUGUUACAUUACUUUUGUUGUAUAAAAUCAUUCAUAGAAAAUUAUUUUUGUGUGAUCAGUUUUGCUUAUUUUGAGCCAUUUUAGGAUGUCCUGUCACUUUAAAUCCAAAGAAGCUGCUGCAGGCCACUUCCCCCCCAAUUCAACGUUUACACUUGCCCAUGUAAAUAACUGCCAACUGAUGCGCAAUUACACAACCGUACGUCUUUGAAAAGCAUAAGUGGAGCCUCCUGCACAACCAACAAUAUUGUAACAAGUGGUUUCUGAAGGAUUACUCAAAAACAAAACUCUUGUCUCUUCACUGUGGUUGCUAGGUGCAGUGCCUGUUGAUUUGUGACGUUGCAUUCAGAAGGUUUUCAAAACAGCCAAUUUUCCAGACACCAAAAAAACAUGAACUUAUUGCCAAAGACAUCUUUAAUGAAAGUUGUUUUCAUGUUUAAAUUGCAGAAAAGUUAGUUUCAACAAACUAACAUGUAAAUACCUGGGAAGCAAUCUAUAAAUGUAUUGUUUGUUUCUGAAAAGUUACCAGUAAGGUCAUUGAUAAUGACCCGUAACUUCCAUUUAGAAAAAUCGCUCGAGUCUCUGAAAGCUAACCUGUGAAUUUCAGAAACGUAUCCCGUGUGCUUCAAGUUGGCAAAUGGCAGACUUCAGGAACAUAAACAUUACAUUUCACAAAAUUACUUUGUUAAUUUCAGGAAAGUAGUAAUUUUUUAAUUACAGAUAAAUAGGGCAUGAGUUCCAAAUAGGGAACAUUUAAGCAAAACUGCAGGAAAACGUAACUUGGGGCAUCAGGAUGGUAACCUUUACGUUCAAAGCAAAUUCUUUAAGUUCCAGUAAAUCAGUGCUUCUCAAAAAAACAAAAAACAAAAAAAAAAAACUUUACUUUUUUCAAUUAACUUGUUAGUGUCAGUAAAGUAACAUCAAUUUUGAGGAAAGUAACCUGUGUAUUCCUUGAUAGUAGCUUUGUAGUUAUAAAGAACCUCAAGUUUUACAAAUGUAACCUGUGAAUUUCAGAGAAGUACUUAUGUGUGUCAGGACAGUAACUUUUACUUCCAGGAAUUUAAGCCUUACUUUCUAAAUUUUGGUAAAGUGGUCUUUAAGUUUCAAAAAAUAAUGUGUUAACUUCAGAAACACAACAUGUGAGGUCCAGUAGACUCCCUAGUUAUUACUAGGAAUGUUUCAAGAAAUAAACCUGCUUGCUGUGGGAUAUAAUAACCUUUCCGAUUUUUAAGUUUUAAAAUCUACAUUUUGUUUUGUUGCAUUUUAAUCCAAGUUGAUUUUUUUAUCCAACCAGAUGAGGCAAUCUAGUGGAAAUGCUUCUGCACUUUUCUCACUGUAGGGUUUCCAUUACUUUACAUAUUAGCUCUUCCUGUAUGUAUAAUCCUGUGAUAUUUGUUCAAGUCAAAACAUAUAAACAGACAGUGUGGGUGUUUAGAGACGUCUGAGUCAUGUUUAGACCCGUCUCGUCUUCUUUCCUCCUUUCAUUUGGUUAAAAUUUUUUACAUUUUUGUGUUUAAAUAAUAUAGU